Molecule: messenger RNA, 1203 nt
Organism: Eimeria necatrix
Lineage: Eukaryota; Apicomplexa; Conoidasida; Eucoccidiorida; Eimeriidae
Product: oxidoreductase, putative
Exons: 6
Coding region: 1-1203 (400 amino acids)
Biological process (GO): sphingolipid biosynthetic process
Cellular component (GO): endoplasmic reticulum membrane
Molecular function (GO): 3-dehydrosphinganine reductase activity
Source: RefSeq, a predicted model, not a curated record
AUGGCGGGCACAUCAUCCUGUUCAGUGCCAUGGUGGGCAAGAAUUGAGGGGGUGGUGUGCAUGACCUUUGCACUCCUGCUGUUUCCUGCUCUCGCCUAUAUCGUCGGCGUAUUCGGCAUCAUAAUCGUGUACUGUGUUACUUUGGGCUGCAUCGCACUCCUCUACGCCGCUCAAGUAUUUCUUAAUCGCUCUGCGAAUACCUCAAAUCCACAUGAGGGCCGGACCUCGGCUCCUUACUCCAUCAAGGGGCGUCACGUAUUAAUCACGGGUGGAUCGAAGGGAAUUGGACAUGCUAUCGCCAUUGAGGCGGUACAAAAGCAAGCAAAAAUUAUCACAUUGGUGGCUCGAGAUGCUGAGACACUCCGGGAAGCACAAACCAAGUGCUUGGAGGAAGCGGACAAACUGGGAACAGCAGUCGUUGUCCAGACAGUUCCAGCGGACUUAGUGAAUAGCACGGCAGCCAUUGAAUGCUUGGAUAUCGCGGCUUCUAUGAAGGGCAACCUAAAGACAUCCGCGGCCUGCAGCAGCUUAAAGGAAACCCAGGAGGAUGCGCCGAUUGAGGUAUUUUUCUGCAACGCAGCUGACGUGGAUCCUCGGCCUUUCUGUGCUAUGGGAACGAGCAACAUCAGUAGAUGUGUUGCAAUGAAUAUGUGCACCCCAUUCUUGCAAGUUAAGCAUUUACUGCCAUCCAUGAUUCAACGCCGUUUUGGGGCUAUCUGUUUCACGAAUAGCUUGACGACCUUCGUGCCGAUUUACGGAUUUUCAACAUACAGUGCAACAAAAGCAGCUUUGAAGGCCUUCGCCGAGGUGAUUAAUCAGGAAGUUGCCGGUAUGGGCAUUCUCGUUGCAAAUGCGUUUUUGCCGAGUGUGAACACUCCGGGAUAUCAACGGGAGAAGCAGGUUCGGCAUAGGCUUACUGAGAUCCUCGAGGAGACGUCUAAAAUCAAGCAGCCUGAAGAGGUUGCGGAGCGGCUUGUCGCCCAUUUAGAAGCAGGUCAUCGCAUUAUCACUGUGGACUUUGAGGGUUGGGUCUGCGCGCGCCUAAACGCUGGUUUUUCAAGAGCGGAGUCCCUAGCCAGUUUAUUUUACGAAUUCCUUCUCAGCGGCAUUUUCCGCAUUGUUAGUCUAGCAUUGUUUCUCCAGUUCUUCUCUAUUAUCACCCGGGAGCAGCCUGCUACUUUGCGAAGAAGCAAAAUUGCAUGA